AUGCCUCCUAAGAAGAACCCUGGACCGGCGGAAGACCUCGAAUUGGACCUCACAAUCGUUGAGAUGAAGCUGCUCAACGCUGUUCUCAAGUCAUGCCCGCCGUCGGCGAAGCCAGGCGCAGACUGGGACGCCGCUCCGAAGAAGCUCGGUCUCGCUGCUGGUAAAGGACCCAGAGACCGCUUCACCUGGUACAAACACGUGGGCGGUGACUACAGCGGCGCUAAGGCCACUCCUGUCAAGCAGUCCCUGAAGCGAGCCAAGUCGAGUGUUAAUGAUGAGGGGGACGGUCUUGGAGACAAUGAGGCCACGCCCGCCACGAAGAAGCGAAAGACAGGCACCAAGAAGACAUAG
Messenger RNA from Anthostomella pinea, 351 nucleotides. The record is from the annotation of a GenBank genome assembly. NCBI's taxonomy places the organism in Eukaryota, Fungi, Ascomycota, Sordariomycetes, Xylariales, Xylariaceae.